AUGGCAGAAGAAGUGGUGGUAGUAGCCAAAUUUGAUUAUGUGACCCAACAAGAACAAGAGCUGGACAUCAAGAAGAAUGAGAGAUUGUGGCUUCUGGAUGAUUCUAAGUCCUGGUGGCGAGUUCAAAAUUCCAUGGAUAAAAUGGGUUUUGUGCCUUCUAACUACGUGGAAAGGAAAAACAGUGCUCGGAAAGCAUCGAUUGUAAAAGACCUAAAGGAUACGUUAGGCAUUGGAAGAGUGAAAAGAAAACCUCGUGUGCCAGAUUCUGCAUCUCCUGCUGAUGAUAGCUUUUUUGACCCAGGGGAACGUCUGUAUGACCUCAACGUGCCUGCUUAUGUAAAAUUUAACGACAUGGCAGAGAGAGAGGAUGAAUUGUCAUUGAUAAAAGGGACAAAGAUGAUCGUCAUGGAGAAAUGCAGUGAUGGGUGGUGGUGGGGUAGCUAUAAUGGACAUGUUGGAUGGUUCCCUUCAAAGUACAUGACUGAGGAAGGCGACAGUCCUUUGGGUGACCAUGUGGGUUCUUUGUCAGAGAAAUUAGCAGCAGUUGUCAGUAACCUAAAUACUGGGCAAAUGUUACAUCUGGUACAGGCUCUUUACCCAUUCAGGUCGACCAAUGAUGAAGAACUUAAUUUUGAGAAAGGCGAUAUAAUGGAUGUUAUUGAAAAACUUGAAAAUGACCCUGAGUGGUGGAAAUGCAGGAAGAUCAAUGGAAUGGUUGUUCUGGUGCUGAAAAACUAUGUUACCAUUAGGCAGAAUAAUCCAUUAACUUCAGGUUUGGAACCAUCGCCUCCACAGUGUGAUUACAUUAGGCUUUCACUCACUGGAAAGUUUGCUGGCAAUCCAUGGUAUUAUGGGAAAGUCACCAGGCACCAAGCAGAAAUGGCAUUAAAUGAAAGAGGGCAUGAAGUUGAUUUCCUCAUUCAUGAUAGUGAAUCUCCACCAAAUGAUUUUUCAGUAUCACUAAAAGCACAAGGGAAAAAUAAGCAUUUUAAAGUCCAACUAAAAGAAACUGUCCUGCAUUGGGCAGCGUAA
This is a messenger RNA of Globicephala melas (long-finned pilot whale), 1032 nucleotides long. The record is from RefSeq and is a predicted model, not a curated record. Lineage: Eukaryota; Metazoa; Chordata; Mammalia; Artiodactyla; Delphinidae.